Parnassius mnemosyne (clouded apollo) is the source of this 321-nucleotide messenger RNA. NCBI's taxonomy places the organism in Eukaryota, Metazoa, Arthropoda, Insecta, Lepidoptera, Papilionidae. The record is from the annotation of a GenBank genome assembly.
AUGGGCCACAGCAACCACUUACCAUCAGGUGGACUGUGUGCUCGUUUGUCACCCUUAUCCUAUAAAAAAAAAAAAAUUACGCAUGGUUACUUAACAAACUUAAGGAAAAUAUUGCGCAAAAAACGGUCACAUUUGCAGAAAAAGAAAAUUCUGUUUCAUCAUGAGAAUGCGCCGUCUUACACCUCAGACGUAACCAUGGCGAAAAUCCACGAAUUACGUGAUGUUCUUCUCUUUGCAGAUGAUUUAAAAUUUUAUAAAGAAAUAAAAACCGUUAAUGAUGGAAACUUACUACAAAAUGAUAUUAAUAGGAUAAUCUCCUGA